GAUGUGUUGUGGGUUGUCUGAUGAAGUGAUGUGUUGUGGGUUGUCUGGUGAAGUGAUGUGUUGUGGGGCAGGAGAAAAUGUUCCCACGCUCCUGAGGCCAGACUGCAGGUAGAGGAACUAGAGGAAGCGGAUAUAGUCAGGCCGGCCAUCUGCCGGCUUCUUCGGCUUUGUAAAGGGGUAGCACCUGUGAGAGCCGGCUAUUUGACCGGCCGAGUCACCGGCUGAGAAUUACUCGCUCACCUAGGAUCCUACCGGCAGUUCAUUCUAGCCGGCAGUUCAACCAGUCGAUUUUUCCAAACUAUAAGACUUUGCUGUCAAUCGUAGGAAAAAGUGGGAGGAGCUAGAGCCGAGUGUUAGUGAAGCGCUGCGCCAAGCUUGAAGCGCGGGCUGUCGAGCGAGGAAGGAGAGCAGUCGGAGACUGGACUGGAUAACUACAAGAUUGAGAGAACUGAGUAGCACCAUGGGUCCGGCACUUUUCGCCGCUAUUUGGACCGUGUAUUUCUUUUCAUAUUGGAAUGAGAGCUCGGCGUCCGGUGUUUUUGAACUGCGCAUUGAAUCAUUCCACAACGACCUGGGUUUGACCAGCAACGGUACGUGCUGUAGCGGCUAUCGCAAGAACGGCGUCUGCAGCUUGCAGUGCCGGACGUACUUCAAAGUUUGUUUGACGCACUACCAGUCCAACAUCGCUGCAUUGACCAAUCCAAAAUGCACGUUCGCCAACUACAGCACUCCCGUGGUAGGCAACAACUCCAUGGACUUCACCACAGCCGCCACCAGCAGCACUUUCCGCUACCCAGUCACGGAAUUCGCUUGGCCAGGCGAUUUUUCAUUAAUCAUCGAGGCUUGGCAUGAAGCCGAUAGUUCUAGAUCAGAAAAUGGCAGCACCCUGAUAGCCCGUCUGGCCGGCAUCAAAAGUCUCGUGUCCGGUCAGCAGUGGCUCGACUCAGCAGAGACCAUCAACACGACAGAGAUCAGAUACGGGCUCAGGUUUCAAUGUCAAGCCAACUAUUAUGGAGCUAUGUGCGCAGACUUUUGUCGAGCUAGAAAUGACCAAUUUGGUCAUUACACGUGUAGUCAAAAUGGCACCAAAAUUUGCACAGAUGGAUGGGACGGAGAAUAUUGUGAGACUGCUAUUUGCCUCCCUGGCUGCCACCCAGAUAAUGGCUACUGCGAUCAUCCUAAUGAGUGCAGCUGCCGCCUGGGAUGGCAGGGUCAAUACUGCAACAGCUGCAUCCCCUACCCUGGGUGCCAGAGGGGGUCAUGUGACAAACCUUGGCAGUGUAACUGUGACGAGGGCUGGGGAGGCUUGUUCUGUAAUCAAGAUUUGAAUUUCUGCACUCACCACAAGCCGUGUAAGAAUGGGGGCGUGUGCACCAACACAGGCGCUGGUAGCUACACGUGUUCAUGUAAUGCCAGCUACACCGGGGUCAACUGUGAGCGUGAGAUUGAUGAUUGUCAGAAUAAACCCUGCUUGAAUCGUGGACUCUGCCUGGAUAUUGGCACUGGCUUCCAGUGUCAGUGCCCCCAGGGAUUCUAUGGGCGUCAGUGUGAGAAGCAAGCAGUGUCCUGUAAAGCUGGUCCUUGUGUCAAUGGUGGUACGUGUCUAGAGGGGGCUGGCUCCUACACGUGCUUGUGUCCACCUGGAUACAGCGGCCCCAACUGCCAAGUGGAUGUGGAUGAUUGCAUAUCCGCUCCUUGUCUCAAUGGUGGCCGCUGUAGUGACCAGCCCAAUGGAUACAAAUGUUUCUGUCCUGCUGGCUACAAUGGCACCGAGUGCCAGACUAACAUUGAUGACUGCAAGCUCAAGCCAUGUCUGAAUCAAGGCACCUGCGUGGAUCUGGUCAGUGACUUCCGCUGUCAAUGUGUCCCCGGCUUUGUUGGCUCUCUCUGUCAAAUCAACGUGGAUGACUGUGAGAUGCGUCCCUGUGCUAAUGGUGGCGUGUGUACUGAUCUCAUCAAUGACUUUCAGUGCCAGUGUGCAGCAGGCUUUGAUGGAAAAGACUGUAGCCUGGUACUGGACGCCUGUGCCAGUAAGCCCUGUCUAAAUGGGGGCGCAUGUACCAACUUGUUUGCUGAUUUUUCCUGUUCCUGCCCUGAAGGAUAUUGGGGGAAAAGCUGUCAACUGCUGCUGGGCAUGGCGCCCAAUCAAACAGUCGAGUCCAGCACGACUGCGGCUACGGGCCAGAUGUCGGCCAACUCGGCCCAGGAGGAGGUUGGCCUGACCCUGGCCCAGCUCCUGAUUGUGGUGUGUCUGGGGGGGGGCAUACCCCUCCUCAUCAUCAUCAUAGCUGUCAGCAUCCUGCUGUGUCGCAAACGCUCGUACCUCCAGCGUCACACGCAGCAGAACCUUGAGAACCUGGCCAGGGAGAAAGAGCACCACUACAUCAACAACAUGAACAACAAGUGCAGCGCUGACUCCACCCUCCCCUCCACCCUCCCCUCCUCCUCUUCUAACUCCUCCAGUAUUAAGAUCUGUAACGAGGAUCAGCAGGACUUGAACAAAUUGAAAAGUUCCAACCUGCUACCUGAACAUACAGGGGGCGGGGCUUGUUCAAAACAGCAGUCAGGACCAGCGGUGUGCGGCUCAACAAUGUGCGGGUCAGCCAUGUGUGGGUCAGCCAUGUGUGGGUCAGCCAUGUGCGGGUCAGCCAUGUGUAAAGGAGACAUUCGAGACUACAGAAGGUUAAAUGUGGAUUCUUUACCAAGUAUUUAUGCAGACAUAAAGACUGGUGCAAGUCUUACUAAAGAACACACAUCGAUGUGCGAAGGCCAACAUACAGAGCACAUGACAUGGAGGCCACAUUCAGAGCAGGCUCCUGGGUACCUACCUCCUACAGUAUUGUUGCACCAUUAUUCUUGUCAUGAUGAGGAUUAUUUGGCUACUGAAGUUUGACCUUCAUCCAGUAAUAUGACCUUGAUCCAGUAAUAUGACAGUCACAUUGUCUCAAAUGGCAAAUUUUGGACAUUUGAAUAUGUCACAAAAUGACAUUUGUACACCUCGUGAAAGAAUCUUUGUACACCUUAUGAAAAGGACAUUUGUACACCUUACAAAAAGGACAUUUGUACACCUUACAAAAAGGACAUUUGUACACCUUACAAAAACGACAUUUGUACACCUUAUGAAAAGGACAUUUGUACACCUUACAAAAAGGACAUUUGUACACCUUACAAAAAGGACAUUUGUACACGUUACGAAAAGGACAUGUGUACACGUUACGAAAAGGACAUGUGUACACCUUACAAAAAAGGACAUUUGUACACCUUACAAAAAGGACAUUUGUACACCUUACAAAAAGGACAUUUGUACACGUUACAAAAAGGACAUUUGUACACCUUACAAAAAGGACAUUUGUACACCUUACAAAAAGGACAUUUGUACACCUUACAAAAAGGACAUUUGUACACCUUACAAAAAGGACAUUUGUACACCUUACAAAAAGGACAUUUGUACACCUUACAAAAAGGACAUUUGUACAAACUGGAACAAAUUUUGUACUUAAUUUUGUGACCUUGACAUUGUAAUAAUUUAUGCAAAAACUUUCUUCCUAAAGAGCCAGACAUUCCAUUUUUCUGUUGGCCAGUGAACCCAGUGAACUCUAGCAUUCCAUCACUGGCAGGGGGAGCUGUUGUCAGGGCACUGGAAGUUGACAGCAGGCUGUACAGGACAGCAGGCUGUACAGGACAGCUGGCUGUACAGGACAGCAGGCUGUACAGGACAGCAGGCUGUACAGGUUAAUUUAUUGUUCUAGUCAGCUCCAGCAGCAUCUAUUUAUAGAAUUUAUUUGUAGAAUACUGUACAAAAUUCUUGUUGGCUUUGUGAUUGAUUUAUGUGUUCAUCUGCAAAUUUUUUCAUUUGUACCUUUCUGACUGGAUGUGUUGAAUCCAAGGGUGGAUUGUAAUCCAAGGGUGGAUUGUAAUCCAAGGGUGGAUUGUAAUCCAAGGGUGGAUUGUAAUCCAUUGAGUUUUGGGUUAGCCAAAGAGAGUUAGGGUUUGUCAAGGGUGUCAGAACAUGCUGUUUACACUUCAACCUUUGAACAAAAAGAUUGACAGGUUUUCAUCACAAUUUUUCUAUCACACGUUUGGCCAUCUCAAUGUUUGGCCAUCUCACAACACAUUGGGCCAUCACAACACAUUGGGCCAUCUCACAACACAUUGGGCCAUCACAACACAUUAGGCCAUGACAACACAUUAGGCCAUAGAACAUAUGUUCCUUUGAACUAUCAUUGUAUUUUUGACUGCUUUGUUACACAAAACCAAAUUGCCUGUGAUUGUAAAUACUAUGUAUAUUUAUAGCCCAAUUUCUAGAUGUUCUUGAAUA
Molecule: messenger RNA, 4318 nt
Organism: Physella acuta
Lineage: Eukaryota; Metazoa; Mollusca; Gastropoda; Physidae
Product: delta-like protein 1
Biological process (GO): multicellular organism development; cell communication; Notch signaling pathway
Cellular component (GO): membrane
Molecular function (GO): calcium ion binding
Source: RefSeq, a predicted model, not a curated record